This is a messenger RNA of Erpetoichthys calabaricus (reedfish), 6602 nucleotides long. RefSeq names its product protein bicaudal C homolog 1-like. NCBI's taxonomy places the organism in Eukaryota, Metazoa, Chordata, Cladistia, Polypteriformes, Polypteridae. Gene Ontology annotation, cellular component: cytoplasm. The transcript is spliced from 21 exons. The record is from RefSeq and is a predicted model, not a curated record. Gene Ontology annotation, molecular function: RNA binding; protein binding. Bases 749 to 3652 code for a protein of 967 amino acids.
AAACAGCUUGAAGGAAAAGUUCCGUUAGGAAAAGGGGGAGAGAAAGAGGGAGGGAGGGAAGAAACAGAUGUGAGCGAAGCUGUGUGUUUACACUCCUUUGAAUGCCAGGAAUCGGGACUUUGAAUCACGGCUCUCGGAACAUAUGCGAUCAGCUCUCCCUCUCUUGAGUCACGCACGGGCGCAGGACUUCAAGUGACCCGAAACGAUCUUAGUCCCGCCGGCAACACGAAAACAAACGGGGAUGCCUUAAGAAGCUGCGAUUUGUGUGCUUCCCCCAAACUCCUCCUUCUUUCUCCUUUGCUAAAUGUAAGCGUGCGGAGUUUGGGAAUAUUAAGCGUCAGGAGCUUUCGGCGGGGUCGUGCGUUGGACGCUGUCCGCGCACGCGUUUCUCGGGACUUGCAGCUUUACUAGUAUUACAUAAAACGAAGGCGUGGGGCGAAACAUUGUUCUGUUGGGGUCCCGCAGCUCCACUAGUUUCUGACUUCGGAUGUAGCGAUGCGUCCAAGAGACUGAGAAGCGUGCGGAGUAGACACUUUGGGCGGCGCUCUUUAACUGGAGUGGAGCACAAGGAAACAGUUGGGGGCAAAGUUGUUUAAGAAGAGAAUAUAUGUGUGCAGUGUUCUGAGCAGUGACUUGCGCUAAGUGUCUGAGAGCACGGGAGGAAAUGAAUGCAGUUAGCCAGUGAUUCAGAGUGGACUGUAUGCAAUCGGACUAAGCGGGAGUGCGUGCGCAGUGAGCUGCCGGCGCCAUGGCCGCUCAGUGCGACUCUUUGAGCGCGUACCUGCCUCAUUCGGACCCGGGCUCAAACAGCGAACGGAGCACUGACUCACCUCUGCCCGGCUCGGAGGAUGACUCGGCUGGGCCUGCCGUGCCCCUUGACCCGGAGUGGACGGAGGAGAGGUUCCGCGUGGACCGCAAGAAACUGGAAGUCAUGCUACUAGCUGCUUCAGAAGGGAAAAACAAUGGAGGCGAGGAUUUCUUUCAGAAGGUCAUGGAUGAAACUGACACUCAGAUAGCUUGGCCUUCUAAACUGAAGAUAGGUGCCAAGUCUAAAAAAGAUCCUCACAUCAAAGUCUCUGGGAAGAAGAACAAAGUGAAGGAAGCAAAAGAAAAAAUUAUGUCAGUCCUUGACACAAAAAGUAAUCGGGUCACUCUGAAAAUGGAUGUUUCGUACACUGAACAUUCUCAUGUAAUUGGUAAGGGAGGAAACAACAUUAAAAAGGUGAUGGAAGAAACAGGUUGUCAUAUACAUUUUCCAGACUCCAAUCGAAACAACCAGGCUGAAAAAAGUAAUCAGGUCUCAAUUGCAGGUCAGCCUGCUGGUGUGGAAUCUGCAAGAGUCCGAAUUAGGGAAUUACUUCCCUUAAUACUGAUGUUUGAAUUGCCAGCUAUUAUCCACCCCAGUCCAGACCCUAAUUCACCAGCAAUUCAGCACAUAUCACAGACCUACAAUAUUUCAGUGUCCUUCAAGCAGCGAUCUAGAUUGUAUGGUGCAACUGGUAUUGUCAGAGGCUCACAGAGUAAUGCUACAGCAGUCAAGAGAGGAACAGCCUUACUUUUAGAUCAUCUGGCUGGCACCUUAGCAAAUGCAAUCUCUAUUAGCACUCAGCUUGAUAUUGCUUCUCAGCACCAUCUUUUUAUGAUGGGUCGCAAUGGUAGUAACAUAAAGCAUAUAAUGCAGAGGACUGGAGCCCAGAUCCACUUCCCUGACCCUAACAGUCCACAGAAGAAGUCCACAGUCUACCUCCAGGGCACUAUUGAAUCUGUCUGCUUGGCAAGACAGUAUCUUAUGGGAUGCCUACCCCUUGUGUUGAUGUUUGAUAUCAAAGAAGAUAUUGAUGUUGAUCCUCCUUUUAUUACUCAGUUAAUGGAGCAGUUGGAUGUCUUUAUCAGCAUCAAACCAAAGCCCAAGCAGCCAAGCAAGUCAGUGAUUGUAAAAAGUGUAGAAAGGAAUGCCUUAAACAUGUAUGAAGCACGGAAGUGCCUUUUAGGAUUGGAUAGUAGUGGUAUCCCAGAUCUACCAAGAAGCAGUCCUGCUAUUGUCUGUCCAGUUGGGCUAGAUAUCCUGGCAUCAGCUGGUUUGGGACUAACCAGUUUAGGUCUUCUGGGUCAUGCAGCCACUUCGGUUAACAACUCAAGCACACCCAACUCCCUGCUCAAUGCUCUCAAUAGUUCAGCUAGUCCACUUCAAAACACAAGCUCAGGAUCUCCAAAUCACACACUUUGGGCAACUUCCAUCGCCAGUACUGCAAAUGCUCCUGGAUUUUCUUCUCCUCUGAUGAUCCAUCCUGCAACCCAAGCCACAUUAACAAGUAUUUUGCUUUCGGGAGUCCAAAGUUAUGCACAAAAUCCCCCAUCACCUCCUCCUGGAUUAACAGCUAUUGAUGGUCAGGUGAAUGGACUAUCAGAAAACAGAAAGAGUCCUCCUGUUGUCAAUGGGCACAGAAAGCACUCAAGCUCCAUAUAUAGCCGACUGGCAGCAUCUUGUUUGGCAGAAAAUGUCAUUAGUUCUAGUCAUUCAGAUGCUUCUAAUGAUACCAGUGGCCACAGUCCCAAAGAGUCGCUAGCCAGCAAACCCAGUUCUGAUGAAGGUUCCAAUGAUGCCUUUGUAGAAGUUGGUAUGCCUAGAAGUCCUUCACAUUCAGCAAACAGUAAUGAGUUAAAGCAGAUGCUUGGCUCUUCCAAGACACCUGUCAGCAAACGGCAAGCAGUGGAACUUCUUCAUGGAACCAAGAAUUCACACUUGCACACAUCAGACCGCUUACUAUCUGAUUCUGAAUCUAGUGCAUCUGAAAGUCCAGUAACUGAUAAGAAAGCCCCUGGAAGUGAGAGAGCUGCUGAAAGGGCAGCUCAGCAGAACUCUGAAAGGAUACGAUUACCACCACAGUCCUCAUUUGCCAGCAUGCAGACUUUCGACUAUGAGCAAAAGAAGCUGUUAGCAACCAAAGCAAUGUUAAAGAAGCCAGUGGUAACUGAAGUAAGAACACCCACAAAUACCUGGAGUGGUUUGGGGUUCUCGAAGUCAAUGCCAGCAGAGACUAUCAAGGAACUAAGAAGAGCUAAUCAUGUUUCAUAUAAACCCACUAUGACAACCACAUAUGAGAGUGCUCCUCUGUCUGUUUCAAGAUCGAAUAGUCGUGAAGGUUUAGGAAAUGGCAGUGAUUCUGACAACUGGAGAGAGCGCAAUGGCAGUGGCCCAGCUGGUCAUUCUGAAUUUCCAACAUCCAUGAGCAGCCCCAAGAGAAAGCAAAAUAAAUCAAUGGAACACUAUCUAAGCAGUAGCAACUACAUGGACUGCAUUUCCUCAUUGAUGGGUAGCAAUGGGUGCAAUCUGAAUGGCUCCUUCAAAGGAUCAGAUUUGCCUGAGUUGUUUAGUAAACUUGGACUGGGAAAGUACACUGAUGUCUUUCAGCAGCAAGAGAUUGAUCUCCAGACAUUCUUAACUUUGACAGAUCAAGACCUGAAAGAACUUGGAAUUACUACUUUUGGUGCUAGAAGAAAAAUGUUGCUUGCAAUCUCAGAACUGAAUAAGAACAGAAGGAAACUUUUUGACCCUCCAAACAUUCGAUCAUCCUUUUUAGAUGGUGGAGCAAGUGGACGUUUGCCCCGACAGUUUCACUCGGACAUUGCCAGUGUCAGCGGUCGGUGGUAAUGAGCCUAUCCUUCCGUGUUCACUGAUCUUGUAAAACCUGUGUCAUUUCAAGUGCUUCUUAAUCCUGUGGACAGCUUUUGACUGCACAGAGCACAGAAGGACUGCAUAUUGUGCACCAAAGUCUGAGGAGCCUCCCGGUUUUUGUGCCAAAAACACAGCAAGAGAGUGGUGGCCAGCUGACAUAAAUUGUGGGAAAUUCCAAAAUAUGGCACUAUGUUAUAUGCAGAUCAGAGAAGAUCCUGUAUAUUUAAAUUCCUCUUUGUCAUAUUUUUGUAAAAUUAUAAAAAUGCACUGGUAGUGAUGUUUGAACUUUUGAAUCAAAAAUAAUUUGGAAAACUAGGAAGGAUAAUUUUUGAAUAUUAUUUAUGAGAUGCUUCUAAUGUAAAGCCAAGUAAAACUUGCAUAGUCCCCUCCUCCCUCUGCACUUUAUGAAACACAGAAUCAUGACCUGUGGAAAAUUGAGAAUUCUCUGAUCUCCAUAUAUUAUUUAUAUGGAGUUUGUAAGCACUAUUAACAUUUAUUUUUUCUUAUAUGGCAAAAUGUAUACAUUUCAGUUUUAUUGUAGCUGCAUUAUGAAGGAAUUACCCAGGCUUCAGAGAAUAUUACAAUCUUUAUGGGGAAAAAAGGCCAAAUAGAUUAUCUACAACAUUUCAUGAUAAACUUUUUUGUUUUUUAAUUCGGUUGAAUAGACCAAUGGAAUAAUACUCCAUAACAGAUACUACAUAUCAUUAUUACCCUAUGUUUAAGUUUUUAAUCUUUUGAUUUAAGUUACAUAUUUUCAAUGUAUUUUAUUUAAUUGUUUCAUUCCUCCAUUAUUUACCAUUUUAAAGAUGAUUUGUGUAAACCUUUGUAUUUACUUUCCUUUUCUUCCCAUUUUUUACCCUGCCUUAAAACCAGUACAAAAUAUUAUAACUUGCACAAUUACAUCAGCUGAAAUCACCUAAAGUACAGUUUUUUUGUAAUCCUGCUGCUAGGUUUUUACCCUUUUAUGUUCAUUUGUAUCAUUAUAAAAAUUCACACUCCUGUCUCUUCUCCUAAAUCAAAAUAAUACUAUCGGGCUUCUACAGGGCCAAGACUUAUUUGUGUUCGAAUUAUUUUAUUUUUUGUGUGUGUGUUUUUUUUUUUAAUUUGACAAUUUACACUUUUAAGUCACUUGUCAGUAAUUCAUUUUUAAGAGAUACAGUGCGUUGAACUUUAAAUGGCAUUAAGUACGUACCAUUUCACAGUUGACAAAUGAUUAGAUUUUUGAUCAAAGUUGGGUAACUAAGGUGCGUGGUGUAACGAGCAAGACAGCCUUGCUCUCUGCGCUGUUUUACAUGUAACGUUGCUCUGUUGGCUGAACAUCACUGAAACUUACUGUAAUUAUUUCAAAUGGUUGUGUGUUUAAACAUUUCAGAAAUUAAGUUUGUUUCCUGGAAAUAAGGAGCAUUUGCUGUUGUUAAACCAGGUUUUUUUGUGACAUUCCAUCUGUAAGCCAAUGUUAGGUACAGUUUUUAUUUUCUUUUGUAUUGGUAUAGUUUACAAAUUCAAAAUGUUGAUGUCUUUUUUAAAAAAUUGUUAUAAAUGACCAUUGCAAAGUUGAAUGCUGUGAAUAACGGAAAAGAUGUUUAUCAAUUUUAUACUUAUGAAGGAGUGUUUAUUGUUAUUUUUUUGCUAAAUCAAAUUGGACCAAGUGCCUCCUUUUUGUAAAAUGGACAUAUUAUGAACUAUGGUACAAAAUUGCUUUAUUGAGAGACAGCUGCAAUGUAUAUGUACUGUAAUAAUGAAGGUACCAGCUUUUUGAUUUGGAUAUGUCCCACUGAAUAAACAAUUUCUUGUGUGUGUAUAUAUAUUGCCCUUUAUAUAUGUACACACAUGUAUGUUAGUAGGGGGUUUGUAACGUGAUAUGCAUAUUUUUGUUAACUUAAAAUCAAUAACUCAUGAAAGUAAUGAAAGCCUGUUCAAUCAGUUUCUUGGCAUUUUUUUCACUUUCUGCAGUGGCCUUGCAUUUUUUGGUCCAUAUGAUAAGAUAUGUUAUUGUUUGAAAUUUAAGACUUUCAGAAAAACAUCUCUGGUAUGUUCUGAAAACCUCCUGCUUUAUGAUGUUGGAUCAUUACUCAUAAUAUUUAGACAUAAUUCGUAAUGUCUGAACUGUGCACUUUUUGUAUCAAUUUUCUAAGCAGAUGAUGUUGGGAAUAAAAUUUUUGGCCAAAGCCUUUCUGUAAUUCUCCUAAUAUAUCUGCAUUUCCCAAGAGUCAGUCUUGGAAAUGUAUAUGAGAUUUUUUUUUUUUUUUGGGUAAUAUUUUAUUAAAGCCAGUGUUAUACGUAUAUGCUUUAAAAUAUAUUUGCCUGCCUCUCUGAACAGUUGACAUUUGUGAGUCUUCUUGAUAAGAGAUGGUAUAUUUUUCUUGAACACAUCCAAAAUAAAAUACACUUGUACUAAUGGGCAUUUUAUGUUGAUAGUGGGCUUUCAGAAAUUAUGGUGGGAAAGUCAUUGGUUUCCAAUCUCUUAAACCGUUAACAUAAACGUUUUAUGUGUAUUGUAACAAAUAAUGAAAAAUUGUUAUGAUAUAAAAUUGCCCAUUGAUUGGUUGUUUUGUAAGUCUACAUAUGUGUCCAAAGUUAAGUCUCUUCAGUUUGGAGAGAAUCAAUUAAGGCUGCACAGAAGGAAACACUGGAAAUUACUCCUUGCUUCUGUUAAAGGGAUCUGGGCAGUGUCAUAGUACUGCAGUGUUGUGCGCACAGUACAACUGAAUCAACUGAACAUGAAGGUUAGGAAAAACACAGUGCCUUAAGGGGGAAAACUUUUUUUUCUCAUUUGUAAAUACAGAACAGACACAUUUUAUAUUGUAUGUUCUUUCAUUGAGGUUCCUAAGACUGUUUUGUGAAACAAUAAGUUGUAGAUGCAUUGGAGUUUUUCAAGAUUAAGAGCUGAUUUCUUGUAAAAGCAAAAUAAAUUACUUUAAAUCAA